UAUUUGUUGUACUAUGAAAAUUACUAGCAAAACGAACGUGGAGGGGGUCACGGCUUCUUUUUUUCCCUCCCAGAAACUUCGUGUUUGGUUCCCAAGAAUCUAAUCUUGCCGUAGUUGGGCGAUUGUAGAGAAGUUUCUAGCGGAUCAAAUCGACUGGUUUCUUUAGUAGAAUGCACCAUGCAGCGACUAAGAGGUUCAGGAAGCUCAAUUUUUCGUUAUCUCCGUUUCAAGGGGAAAGCUCAAAAUUCAUGGGCAGCUGUUCAGGACACUUAUUUCUCUACCAAGGAUAUAUUUGAAAGGCACAGGGUGGUAUUCACGGUUGGAACUAGCAUAGCAUCAGUUGCUACUGCAUGUGUUGGAUAUUCUUUACGGCACCUCCAUGAGACUAGAGUUGAUCAAAGGCUUGAAUCGAUUGAAAAAGCUAUGAGAAAAAAUCAUGGUAUUGAACAUUCAGAAAUUAAAAAUAUUGUUGACUCAGGAAGUUUGAGUCUUCCUGCUUUUAUAGCCACUGCUGGAACCACGUUAAUUAUUGGGUAUGGCUUAGGUUGGCGAGGUGGAAGGUUGUAUGCACAUAGACAAAUCAGAAGGGAGCAAACGAAAUUUAUGGGGCAAAUAAAACAAAAAGUUGGCAAGUACUUGGGAAGGUGAAACCUAGAAGGGGUCGCAAUUCCUGUUCCUUAGAAGGUCAUUAGACCGUUCGAAAGCUCCAGAGAGUGCAAGUAAAGCAAAGAUCGUGCUCCUACAACAUAUAAUUCUAGAGAAACUUAUCAGUCUUGUUAACAAACAGUAAUUAUGAAACGAAAGUACUGUUUCCUGAAAUAGUAUGAUGGAAAAAAUAUUACGUAGUUACAAAUCAUUAUAAAUUUUUUUUUUUGUUUUUUGUUGGGGAUCAGUAUCACUAAUUUCAUUGUAAGAAACAAGGUCAUUUAUAUGGAGAAGUAAUAAUAUUACUUUC
Messenger RNA from Ziziphus jujuba (common jujube), 955 nucleotides. RefSeq lists its product as uncharacterized. Bases 178 to 648 code for a protein of 156 amino acids. Lineage: Eukaryota; Viridiplantae; Streptophyta; Magnoliopsida; Rosales; Rhamnaceae. The transcript has 5 exons. The record is from RefSeq and is a predicted model, not a curated record.